This is a messenger RNA of Aspergillus steynii IBT 23096, 1026 nucleotides long. RefSeq names its product IMPACT family protein. The transcript has a single exon. Gene Ontology annotation, biological process: regulation of translational initiation. The coding region runs from base 1 to 1026 and encodes 341 amino acids. Lineage: Eukaryota; Fungi; Ascomycota; Eurotiomycetes; Eurotiales; Aspergillaceae. Gene Ontology annotation, molecular function: protein binding. The record is from RefSeq and is a predicted model, not a curated record. Gene Ontology annotation, cellular component: cytoplasm.
AUGUCCUCCCAACUCGAAUCCCUACAGAACACUGACCUGGCCGAAGAAAUCGAAGCCAUCAAUGCCAUCUACGAACCCGACACCGUGGUCGUCACCAGCACCCCCGGGUCCAAUAACUCUACGGUUACGUCUACGCUGGACCUAGGCAGCUCUGGGUCCCCGGAUUCAAGCGCCCUCUCUACGACCGUGAAGCUCCAAAUCCCCAAUCACCCACACCUGUCUUUUAUUCUGGGUUUCGACCCCUCGUACCCCGACACCCCGCCUCGGAUCCUGGGGACGGCGUCGACCGCGUCGCGCGGCGAGGGGAAAGUAGCCGUCGACGUGCUGGAAGAUAUCGUUGGGCGAAGCUACCAGCCUGGUGUGGUCUGUCUAUUCGACGUUAUCAACGAGGCGGUGGAGGCCUUCCAGGAGUUGAAUAUCGGAGGCAGCAACAGCAGCAGCAACAACGAUGGAAACAACGGGGGAGCACACGGCGACGAGCCGGCAACUUCCUCAGAUCUGAAACCAGAGGAGAUCGCGACGCUCUCGCUCCGCGAUAGCUUCGGCAUAGACAGCCCCCCGGACUGGAUCCUCUCGGACGUGGUAACGGAGAAGAAAUCGGUGUUUGUCGCGCGAGUCGCCCGGGUAUCUAGUCUUGAGCAGGCUCAGGCGUACCUGGACUAUCUGCUCGCGACGGAGAAGAAGGUGGCGGCGGCCACGCACAAUAUCAGUGCGUGGCGGAUCCGGCAGCAGAAGCCUGUUGCCGGCGGAGGGAAGGGCGAAUCCACGGAGAUGAUCGUGCAGGACUGCGACGACGACGGCGAGACGGCGGCCGGCGGCCGUCUGCUUCACCUCAUGCAGUUGAUGGAUGUGUGGGAUGUGGUCGUCGUGGUUACGAGAUGGUACGGUGGAAUCCACCUGGGGCCGGAUCGAUUUCGCAUCAUCAACGCCGUCGGCCGAGAUGGUCUGAUCAAAGGAGGCUUUGUCAAGGAGUCCGGCGGAGGAGGCGGCAGUGGUGACAAGGGGAAGAAGAAAGGGAAGAAAUGA